AUUGCUUCAUCGUUUUUUACCAUAGUAAACAGUUUGUAUAUUUCCUUCCUCGUCUUUGCUACCUCUCAUGAUGGGAAUGUAGGGACGUUUUUAUGGGCCUCAGUGAGCUUUCCACCAAACCGCAUGUGUUUUUGUGCUCUCAAUUCUGUGUUUCCCCUCCCCCCACUCUCUCUUGUUAUCUCACACCUUAACCUACCUGGCUGGCUCUGUGUACUGCGCAGACACACCCGGCCACUACGUUUCAACCAAUCACUGCUCCCACACACAGACACCAAGGAGGUGUACUUCCUGUAUUUCACGAGAAUGGAAUGGGGCUGCAGACAGAAGAGGCUUUAGUACUCUACUUUGCCAUGGGGGGCCCCACAUAGGCAACCUCAUGGGUCGGGGUAAAAGGGACUAAAGUACUGGACAAGCUUGACCGACUUUUGCUUGAUUUGCGAUAGAUCUCCCUAUUCAGCAACAGCCGCAGCGAGGACGAGGCAGAGAUAAGGAGGAGGGGAAUGAUAAGUGUCAAUCUGUUGAAACUUGUUUCGGAAUUUGAGAAAGGAGGGGAGGUGGGGCGAGUCUGAGAGAGAGGCAGGAAGAGGGAAAAACAGGGAGAGUUCAGGCGUAAACAUUACGCUUUUCACAAGAGUUAAAGUAUUGAGGGGAGAGGGAGGCUUCAAUUGAUUCAAAAAUGGAGGACAUUUGCUAUGUCAGCGAGACAAUGUGUAAACAGGGAAUGCAUUUUUGUGUGUCGUGUAAUCCCAUGCUUUUGAGUUGAGCUGGACCCGGGAGGGGGGGACCACAGACCUCCCCAGCAUACUACAUACAGGUUCUCCAAAUUAUGAUACAAUGGGGACCAAAAGGCCUGGCUGGAACCUCUUUGACACUUUAUCUAGCAAAAACAAAUCUGACUCCAAACUUCCGCCAGGCGGAAAGAUUUCCCGUGAUCCAAGUCCCAGCCAAGCAAUGAAUGCCCAGACGGAGCGAGAGAGAAGAGACAGUAAGCAAGAGGAAGACCGGAGGAACGAGAGAGAAACGUUAAAAAAGAGGGACAAAGCCAGAAACAAAGAAACGGACCCACGCAUUAGGUAUUAUGAAAGGGAUCAAGCUCCUGCACCCCGGUUGAGAGAGGGAGAAAGGGAGUGGAGGGAGAGAGAAAGGAGGCAAGGAGAUGACAGAAGCAGGAACGGCCGGCCGCUGUCGUAUCUAGAGAAGAUCACCAUGAUAGAUGUAGAAAGUGCUACGAAGAAAGGAGACACUUUUCCCAGAAUGAGAAAACCAAGCACGGAUCGUGUGAAGGGAAUGCCGUCCAACGCCGGGGUGGAUGAGGAGAGAGGAGAAAUAAGACGAAGAGACGGGCCGAGAAGAGCAGAGCCUGAUGACUGGGAGCGAGAAAGAGAAAGGGCACGACAGAGAGAGAGGUACAGAGAAUGGGAAAGAAAUGAGAUCCGAAGCAGGGGAAAGGAAGAGGGAACAUACACUAUAGGAAGACCUGGAGUAAGGGAGGAAUUCAGAAAGAGGGAAAGGUAUCGGGAUGCUGAUGAUGGUUUUAAAGAUAGGAUAAGAGAAAGGGGUCAUUCGCUGGACAGAAGAGAGAGGGAUGCAGGUAGAAAGAGAGAAAAGCCAAGGCCAAACAUGGGAGAGAGGGAGGCCAGGGUGCCUUCUCCUCACAAUCCAAGAGUCAUCUACCCAGAUAGGAACGACAGGGAGAUGGCUCCAAGGGGAGAGGGAAGGAGGGACACCAGGAGUGAAGGAGACAGUGACGAAAGAGAGCGGAAGAGGGAGAGAGUGAGACACAAAGAGAGGCAGGAGUUGACAUAUCACCACAGCAGAAGUGAGGGGGACGAUGCGGGAAAAAUGCAGAGGGAGAGAGAUCAAGAUAGGAAAGGAUACAGAGAAGAGGACAGGCAGAGAUAUAGAGACGGGGACAGAGACGUGGAUCGAUCAAGGAGGAAGGGGGCGAAGCAAGAUGAAGUGAGGUACAGAGAGGUUGAUCGGCGAGUUGAAAGGGAGGGAGGUGGAUCGAAGGAACGUGUGACAGAUUUGAAAUACGAUAAGAGAGAGGGGGACAGAAACAGACAGUACGAGCAGAGGACAGGCAGGAAAGUAAAGGAGGGAGAUCUAAGGAGGGAUGAUAAGAAAGCGGUUAGAAGCCUUUCCCAAACUGAGACUCUUCCUAGGGUGCCGCCACAAGUCCAGAGCAGCGGAGGGUGGAGCAGCGACAUGGACUGCGAGGUGAGGUAUAGAAGAUACAGGGACAGUAACAAAGACAGGGAAUCGGGGCGACACCGCACUGCCGGAAAAGACGGGGACGUAGAGAAACAGAGAAAUACAGCCAGCGAAAGAAGUCAAAGGGAGGAAAGAAGACACGAGCGGCAAGACAGAGUCAGGGGAGAGAUGACGAUGCAGAGGAGGAUGUGGUUAGAGCCACAGAGGGGCCAGACUAGUAAAGAAGAGUUUGUUGACAGAGAAAGACACGCGAUGAGGACGAUGAGGAGGAGCGAAGAAGAGAGGAGCCAGGAGUUAGGGGGUGAGUGGGAAAGAGAGGGGCGGCGCGUGAAAGAGGAACCAGAGGAGAAGUACUUGGGCAAAAGUCACUACAGGGAAAAGCAGGAAGGGAGGAAUGGGCAAAGGGGAGACGGAGAAAGGGAGGGAGUGGGUGUAAGCGUAGACGGAGAGGAGGUGGGGGGAGUAGAAAAGGGUGGUAUGGAACAUCAGUCUGACGGCGAUGGAGGGAUAGAGCGAAGCUGGCAGAGUGAGACAGAGGCAGAGAACGUGAGAGACCACACAGAGGAGAGUGACAGGGAGGAAGAGGGGGAGGAGGGCAGUUAUUCGGGUCGCUCCGAGAACGAAGGAGGAAGCGAGACAGGGUGGAGGCGUGACAGAGUUCAAUCAGGAGAGGACGGUUUUGUGACCGUUUCGAGUGGUGGAGAUGACGAGGAGGAUGAAAGGGAGGAGGAGUUCGAGGACUGUCCGGAAUUCUGGGAAGGCGCAUCCGAUGGCCGCCCACCCGUUGCCGUCGAGGGGUGUGAGGGAGACAUGGAGGAGGGAACGGGAAAGGAGGAGGCGGAUGAUGAAGCGGAGAGGGAGAAGCAGAAAAAGUACGUCUUCUGUGUAAUUGGGCAAACGAUGCCCCGGUCAAAACCCACCAAGACGUCACCCUCACAACUUGAUCACAUGGAAGGUGUUGAAACAGGAACCCUAAACAUAGAAAUUCCUAUUGGUUGCAGCGAAGAGGCUGCACAGCGGCCUCAUCCUGACCUGAGUAGAAAUGAUGAUCCUCCCAUUAUCGUCAUCCAGGACACAGAGAUUAAGAGCGGGUUUGACCCCCCGGGGGAGGAAAGGCCAGCCACAGGAGAAGCAACCGGAGGGGAUGUCAGACACACAGAGUUGAGGAACAAAGUCGAGCCCCCAAUCGCCAUUAAAAGAGACCUGCGGACUGAAAAACUUCUCACAGAGUGGAGAGAAAAAAAUCAAGAUGGGGUGGAAGAUGAGAGGGAGCCGACCACGCCAGUCCCGAGUAAUCCCUAUGGGGAUGUUUGUUCUGAGCUGAAUAUGAAACAAAUUCAACCCCUCUUGGAAGCAAUCAAUGCUGCCGCAAUGAGUCCAGAAGAGGUGGAGGCCAUUCGGAUUCGAUUGAGCGGGACGUGGAGCAUGUCCGAAGAGCCCAAGCGGCAUUCCCAAGCCCCUCAUCUCAAAUGGGCCAAAGAUAUAUUGCAGGAGAUCUUGGGACAUUCAGAGGAAAAUACCGUUGAUGAUCCUCAGAUCAAGAGCGACAAUGGACAACGGCGGGAGGCCACAGAGGCGCCUGUUUCCACAGUGGGAGCGGACAAACGGCGCUCGGAGCCAGAGCUGCAGGAGGAAGAGCCGUUGGAGGUGGAGGGACUGAGAGGUAUGGAGCAGAGCCAAAAUGACAUGCAUGCUGAUGAUAAGUUCACAUCUAUGCAUGUCGGUGACACACCCACAUACACUCAUGCUGACAUACCGCUAGGCACAGAAGGGAAGGAGGAUCAGAGUUUGGACAAAGUCACCGAGCCGUCUGGUCACCUUCAGUUAGAGGAUGCAGUUGUAGAGGAGAGCCAUAGUGAAGAGGUGGGUGAGGAGGUGAAAUUAUCAGAAAUGGAAAAAGAAGCAAGAAGGGAGAAGGAGAUGUAUUUAUCGGUGAGCAACACGCUCUACAAGCCUAACAGCUGCCCCAUUCUGAAUUAUGAAUCUGAGUCGGACCUCCUGGUUCCCUCCAGAAAGGGACAGGGUGGCCAGGAGUUGGAAGAGAGAAGUGGUGAGAGCGAAGAGGAGAUACAGAGAGAGGAGCCUGGGCAGAGGAGCUCUGUAGGAGAUGUAGGAGAGAUAAGCAAGGCAGACAGCAGAGAAGGAGAAGUUGUUACAGAAAAUAAAAAGGCAGGGGGCACUCUGAAAAGCAGCUGCAGUUUCCGUGAUUUGGGUCAUGAAGCUCGGUUCCGCAGAAGGGGUAUCCGUAAAACCACUGAAAGAAGGAAUGGAGAGCAUUUAAAAGUGGAAGAAAAAGAAGACGAUGGUGCUGGAAGGGAUCGCAGAACCAGAAUAUUCUCUACAACAGAUGAUGAGGAUGAUGAUAAAAGCAAAAGCUGGGGAGAAGUAGAGCUGAGGACUGUUUUGGACACAAUUGAAAGACGGAAAAGGAAUUCAAGGUUUUUCAAUGCCGCCCAGCUCUACCAGCAGUACAGCGAGGCCGCCCAGAACUUUGAGAUCCAGCGGCAGGCUCGCCCCGAAGUCGUCUCUCUGCACGAGGACAACAUCCCGUCUCCGUCUCCCCAUUCCGCGUCCAGGCCUCUUCCUCCCAUCCCUCCUGUCCCGCACCCUCACUCCUUGCCCCACGUGGGCUCCGUCACCAGUGCCAAAAACUUGCCUCUCCCUGAGCCCCCCAAGAGCGAAGGCAGGCCCUCCUCGCCGCGUCUGUCCGUCUCUCUCUCUCAGUCGUCCACGCUGUGGCGGGAGCUGCCGGGGGUCCGGGGCAGCGGUGAGCUGGAGGAGCUCACAGAGGACCAGAGGCGACUUCAGGAGGUGAGAUUCGAGGUUGUGACGUCAGAAGCCUCCUACUGCCGGAGUUUGGACAUUGUUGUUGAACACUUUGUACAGAGCAAACCACUCGGGGCGCUGUUGACUACUCAGGAUAGGAACUGGCUGUUUUCACGGCUUGCUGAUGUUCGCGCCAUCAGCCACAGUUUUUUAUCAAAGUUGGAGGAACGGGUGGAAUCUGACAUGAUACAGUUCACCGUGUGCGACAUCAUUGCUCGGCACUGUCAGCGCUUCAAAAUGGUUUAUGUUCCCUACCUCACCAACCAGUCCUAUCAGGACGCCACCUACCAGAGACUCAUGAAUGAGAAUCCAGGGUUUAGGAGAAUUGUGGAGCGGUUGGAGAGGAGCCCUGUUUGUCAAAGGCUUCCUCUUCGUUCCUUCCUCGUCCUUCCCUUCCAGAGGAUCACACGCAUUAAGCUACUGGUCCAGAACAUUGUAAAGAGAACAACUCCUGGUACUGUAGAGGCAGCUCAGGCAAUCAAAUCGUUGAAACUUCUAGAGAAGAUGAUUCAACAAAGCAACGACAGCAUCACUCAGAUGAAAAGCAUUGAGUCGCUGGUCUCCCUCAAUGCAAAGGUGGACUUUGAAUGCAGGACUCUUCCUCUGAUCAGUCAAUCUCGGAGGCUGGUGCGGGAAGGGGCGCUCAUCGAACUUAUGGAUAACUGUCAAAAGGAGACAGAGAGGAGUGUUUAUUUGCACCUGUUCAAUGACUACUUGCUGCUGUCACUUCUAAAAGAAGGGGGAAGGUUUACAGUAAUAGACCACUGUCCUGUAUCAGACCUGCGUGCCGAGAACUUUGGCUUCAAGCUUCACUCCCUUCAGAAGAACCUGUUCCGGCUGCACAUGACACACAGAUCCCCGGUGCUACGGACUGACACACAUAGCGAUAAGCUACGUUGGAUGUCUGCGCUUUCGCCGACGAAUCCUGAAAUCGAUUUUUUUGACGUAAAAGAUUUGCCACAGAUGCAGUGUAUCCGAGCUAUUGUUUCACAGCAGCCUGACGAGCUGUCGUUGGAAAAAGCAGAUAUCAUUCAAGUGCAUCAACAAAGCAGUGACCAUUGGGUAGAGGGGACAAGACUGUCCGAUCGGAGUCAUGGAUGGGUGCCCGAGUCACAUUUGGAAACCAUAACCAACCCAAAAGUCAGACGACGCAACUUGGAGGACGCCCUAAAACUAACAACUGCCACAGGAGCUGUUUGACGAUGCGCCGACUUAAUAAAGGAGAGCGCUGGGUGCGGCGUAAAGGAUAAGACACUGUUAACUGCUACACACUGCUGCAAAAUGGAUAUUGGAAAUUAAGUGCCCCAAACAGGGCAUUGUAUUGAUCACAAUAGUGAAGUCAAUGAGAUGCUGUAAGAAUGGACCCCAACGUGGCAUUGGGUCUCACUCGGUUAAACAAUACAAUGCUGUUUUAGCAAUCCUGAACUGCUGAGACCUUCCUGAAAGACAUUGAGGACAUUGGGAUUAUUUUAAGUGUUGUCUGCAGGACAAAUAUUGUGUGUGCUGUUUUAUGAAUUAACUGUUCAAUGUUCAAUGAACUGUUGUUUUAAGAGAAAAUGCUUUCAAAAGGGAAUUACAGGAAAUUCUAUGCUUGAAAAAUGAUUGUAUUAUAGAUGUGUCUGGUUCACAUCAUUUGUACAUUUUUUGCCCUGCUGAGCUGAAAGAAAUCAUGCAUAUUGUAAAAGGUUACCAUAUAAGCUGUUCUGGUCAUUCAUAAGAUAACUAUGACGUAAUAAACAUCAGCCCAACAACGCUGCGCGUACAAAGAAAGCCUUCACUGAGACUGUUUACUGACUUUGGUCUUCGAGAGCUGCUAUUGACCGAAGAAAGAGGACGUGCAGAAAAUGCACGUAGCCCGGCUGAGGCGUGAUCGUAGGCGUGACCCCAACAUCGGCCUAGCCGGGUUCUAGGACCUGCUACUGGUUAUUUGUGCGAUCAUUCAGGGAAAGAAAACUGAGAGGCGAGCGAGAAACGAAAAAGGAUUGAGGGGCCCAUCCGAUGUAUUCACCAGUGUCCUUUAAAAUACUCCGCUGCAGAUCCGCCUCUGCUUCCCUCUGAAUGGACGUUCUGCUGUCAAUCUACAGGCUCGUCGCUGAUUGGUCACAUAUGUAGUGGGCGAGCCUUGCAGUAUUUGUUGUUUUCGUUCAGGAGUAAAGACUAGUCGACAUCUUUGAAAUCGAUCGUUUUCCCGUAUAUUCUAAGAUAAUUUCGACCCACUGCAUCAAUUUCAGAACCUUUAAGACUCAAGGGACCGGUGGCGUCAACCUGGACUUUGUCGUGUUUUGAGGGAAGCUUGUUUCUGUCUUU
Molecule: messenger RNA, 7347 nt
Organism: Pungitius pungitius (ninespine stickleback)
Lineage: Eukaryota; Metazoa; Chordata; Actinopteri; Perciformes; Gasterosteidae
Gene: arhgef5
Product: Rho guanine nucleotide exchange factor (GEF) 5
Exons: 15
Coding region: 835-6240 (1801 amino acids)
Biological process (GO): intracellular signal transduction; activation of GTPase activity
Cellular component (GO): nucleus; cytoplasm
Molecular function (GO): protein binding; guanyl-nucleotide exchange factor activity
Source: RefSeq, a predicted model, not a curated record